CGAGAUCGUACGUGCGCGCUUCCGUAAAGCAGUGACAAAGAUGGCGGUCGCCGGAUCAGUCGUAGUUCCCCGCAACUUUCGACUGCUGGAGGAACUGGAGGAAGGUCAGAAGGGAGGUGGAGACGGUACAGUGAGCUGGGGCCUCGUGGAUGAUGAUGACAUGACGCUAACUCAGUGGAAUGGCAUGAUCAUCGGCCCCGCCAAGACCAUCUAUGAAGGCAGGAUAUACAGUCUGAAAAUCGACUGUGGAAGCAGAUACCCAGACCAUCCUCCGCAUGUCCGCUUUGUGAACAAGAUCAACCUGACCGGCGUGAACAGUUCGACUGGUGUGGUGGACAUAAAGGCAGUGACGUCGCUGUGCCGGUGGAAAAACUCCUACAACAUCCGGACGGUGCUGCAGGAGCUCAGACAGCACAUGAUGAUGAAAGAGAACAACAGGCUGUCCCAGCCGCCCGAGGGCCAGGUGUACAGCAACUGAUCUCCUGCUGCUGCUAUCCCUCCCUGUCACUCACUCUCACACAACCACGCACACACACAACAUCGUACACACCUAACACUGACUCUGCCACUUUCGAAAAAGAAAAAAAAAAACAAAAAACACAACCGUCAUUGGUAUCCAAGACUCUCGACUCCCACUUCCUCCUCCAGGAGUCUUCCAUUGGACAGAGAGAGGGAGGCGUAGGUGAACCUGACCUCCUCACCCAGUGCCCAGUCAUCCAGUAAAGUUCACGGUGCAGACCAGACAUUAAAAAACAAGAAUACUGUACAUCUUACUAAUGUUAUUUUUUAUUUUCUUUGUGUUUCUAUGUUCGGAUUGUAAAAUAACAAAAUGACCUGAUUGAGUGUAUUCAUAAUGUGCGUGUUCUGGGUUCUUCACAAGUGGUGACAGUCAGUCCCUGUUAUAUGGGUAUACACACACAUAUAUAUAUAUAUCGGUGAGGAAUUUGAAUCCACUCACUGCUCAGAAAAACAAAUCCACUUCUGUAACCCCAACUGAAAUACGGCUGUUUAAAGGUUUGGGAUAAUUUGGAGUUGUUUUUCAACACAACAAACCUCAAUAUCUUGCAGUAUGCUUAAAGAUUUCCCUUAUAAAGAAAAAAACAAACCCUUUGCUUGGUCUCCAGGCUGUGUUAGUCUCAAAUUCCCCAGCUUCCGCAAAAUCCCGACGAUGUGAAUUUGAGGGGCCUUCCUUAAGUGAGUGCAUGUCCAGUACACGGGAAUAAACUGCUACUAGACAUUCAGCAACGUAUCUAUCAGCAGGGCACUGCUGGCUCAUCACUCAUGUUCUCAGACUUGUCUUCUGUGUGCCAUAUGGUUCAUAGCGCUUUGUGAUGGUGAUUGAUUAUUAGCAGCCAGCGGGGAAGAGGGAAAGGAGGGGAGGGUGGGGGGUGGAUAUAGGUCCUUGUGCUUCUCUCUUUGGAGAACGUAGAGUUUGUGUGCUCGGCACCCUUUUCAGGAUCACCACUGUACUGUGGCCUGUGUGGAACAGGAGGAGCUGUGAUUUAUGUUUGUUUGCUGUUUCUUUUUUCUCUGUUUUUUUGGGUUCUUGUUUAGUUUCCUUUGGUCUCUGGGCUGACCUGUGUAUACUCCAUGGAGUCGUCUCUCCUCUCAUACGGUGAACCCCCCCAGUGAACGCAAUGUACGGCUUUGGAUGUUUAUUUUAUAAUUGGGGGUUGAAUCUAAUCAGGGUGAUGGUGACCUGUUGCAUGGUUUUAUUUGAAUUAAACGUUAUUACUUUUGCACA
Molecule: messenger RNA, 1744 nt
Organism: Stegastes partitus (bicolor damselfish)
Lineage: Eukaryota; Metazoa; Chordata; Actinopteri; Pomacentridae
Product: ubiquitin-conjugating enzyme E2 variant 1-like
Exons: 4
Coding region: 41-478 (145 amino acids)
Source: RefSeq, a predicted model, not a curated record